Molecule: messenger RNA, 648 nt
Organism: Acanthosepion pharaonis
Lineage: Eukaryota; Metazoa; Mollusca; Cephalopoda; Sepiida; Sepiidae
Source: the annotation of a GenBank genome assembly
AUGGAGAAUAACUUGUAUUUUAUUGAAUUUUCCAAUGUUGAUGGAAUGUGGUUUUGUGAGGUAUUUUUUCAUGUUUAUCAACUGAUAAUAUUUUUCUCAUCUCCUUUUUGGCUUCUGACUCUCUCUUUAUUCACCCCUUCUCUCUUUAUUCACCUCUCCUCUCUUUAUUCACCUCUCCUCUCUUUAUUCACCUCUCCUCUCUUUAUUCACCUCUCCUCUCUUUCUCUCUCCCUCCUCUCUUUCUCUCUCCCUCCUCUCUUUCUCUCUCCCUCCUCUCUUUCUCUCUCCCUCCUCUCUUUCUCUCUCCCUCCUUCUCUUUCUCUCUCCCUCUCCUCUUCUCUUUCUCUUUCUCUCCUCUUCUCUUUCUCUCCUCUUCUCUUUCUCUUUCUCUCCUCUUCUCUUUCUCUCUCUUUCUCUCCUCUUCUCUUUCUCUCUCUUUCUCUCCUCUUCUCUUUCUCUCCUCUUCUCUUUCUCUCUCUUUCUCUCCUCUUCUCUUUCUCUCUCUUUCUCUCCUCUUCUCUUUCUCUCUCUUUCUCUCUCUUUCUCUCCUCUUCUCUUUCUCUCUCUUUCUCUCUCUUUCUCUCUCUUUCUCUCCUCUUCUCUUUCUCUCUCUUUCUCUCUCUUUCUCUCUUUUUUAGACUCCUCUAA